Molecule: messenger RNA, 713 nt
Organism: Dipodomys ordii (Ord's kangaroo rat)
Lineage: Eukaryota; Metazoa; Chordata; Mammalia; Rodentia; Heteromyidae
Gene: Rgs10
Product: regulator of G-protein signaling 10
Exons: 5
Coding region: 16-519 (167 amino acids)
Biological process (GO): regulation of G protein-coupled receptor signaling pathway
Molecular function (GO): GTPase activator activity; G-protein alpha-subunit binding
Source: RefSeq, a predicted model, not a curated record
GGCGGACCCCAGAGCAUGGAGCACAUCCGUGACAGCGAUGGCAGUUCCAGCAGCAGCCACCAGAACCUCAAGAGCACAGCCAAGUGGGCCACCUCCCUGGAGAGUCUACUGGAAGACCCGGAAGGCGUGAAGAGAUUUAGGGAAUUUUUGAAAAAGGAAUUCAGUGAAGAAAAUGUCCUGUUUUGGCUAGCAUGUGAAGAGUUUAAGAAAAUGGAAGAUAAGAAGCAGAUGCAGGAAAAGGCCAAGGAGAUCUACAUGACCUUCCUGUCCAAUAAGGCCUCGUCCCAGGUCAACGUGGAAGGACAGUCUCGGCUCAAUGAGAAGAUUCUGGAAGAACCACACCCUCUGAUGUUCCAGAAACUUCAGGACCAGAUCUUCAAUCUCAUGAAGUACGACAGCUACAGCCGCUUUUUAAAGUCUGACUUGUUUUUGAAACACAAACGAACCGAGGAAGAGGAAGAAGAGACGUCCGAUGCUCAAACUGCAGCGAAGCGAGCUUCCAGAAUUUACAACACAUGAGCACCCCCAAGACCAGGACUGCUGCCUCUGCCUACGGGGAAAGGGGCCCCCUCUCACGACUGUGGGGGUUCUCAUUGCUUUGUCAUGUGCUAGGACUGAAAUAUACAGAACCCUUUCUGGGAUAUGUAUAUUUUAUUAACUGCUUGACCAGUAAGUUUUGCAUGAUGGCUAAUCUUACAUAAAAAAAAAAAAAA